Molecule: messenger RNA, 1982 nt
Organism: Rhinolophus ferrumequinum (greater horseshoe bat)
Lineage: Eukaryota; Metazoa; Chordata; Mammalia; Chiroptera; Rhinolophidae
Gene: SLC35G6
Product: solute carrier family 35 member G6
Source: RefSeq, a predicted model, not a curated record
AUGGCUGGAGCUCUGAAGGGCCCAGGUCCCCUGAGCCAGGAGGAGAGGAAGAAGUCCAAGGAAAGAUGCUGUCCUGGAGCUGGCAGUCACCCCUACUUCAACCUGCCCGACUUCACCCAGCCAUCACCCCCUUCCACUCCGCCCAGCCUCCUCUCGCACCAGUGCUGCCAGCCCUCCAAUGCCACCAAGGGUCUGCUUGUGGCCCUGCUGGGUGGGACCCUGCCUGCUGGCUUUGUGGGCCCGUUCUCCCAUACGGCUUACCAGACUUCCCACUUACCCUCACUGGGGCUGCUCAUCUGUCGCUGCCUCUUCCACCUUCCCAUUGCCCUGCUACUUAAACUGCGUGGUGACCCACUGUUGGGACCUCCCGAUGUCCGGGGCUGGACCUGCCUGCACACCCUGCUCAACGUCCUCAGUAUUGGAUGCGCCUAUAGUGCUGUUCAGGUGGUGCCUGCUGGCAAUGCUGCCACCGUCCGGAACGGUUCUUCCACUAUCUCCUCUGCUCUCCUUGCCCUCUGCCUUGAGAGUCAGGGUCUCAGCGGUUAUGACUGGUGUGGCCUGUUGGGCAGCACCCUGGGACUAAUCAUUUUUGUGGGACCUGGACUAGGGACACUGCAGGAGGGGACCACAGGCCUCUACACUGCCAUGGGCUAUGUGCUCGCUUUCCUAGGUGGCCUAGCACUAUCGCUGGGGCUUCUGGUAUAUUGCUCCCUGAACUUCUCCUCCUGCCUACUGACAGUGGCCUUCCUGUUUGGCUUGGUGGGGCUGGUGGGCUCCGUACCGGGCCUCUUUCUGCUGCAGACCCCCGUGCUGCCCAGUGAUCCUCUGAGUUGGAGCUGUGUGGGAGCAAUGGGGAUCCUCGCCCUGGUCUUUGCGUGUGUGAGCUAUGUGGUCACCAAGGCUCACCCUGCCCUGGUGUGCACUGUCCUGCACCCUGAGGUGGUGGUGGCCCUGAUGCUGCAGUGUUAUGUGCUCUAUGAGACUGUGGCACCUUCUGACAUCAUGGGGGCAGGGGUAGUGUUGGGCAGCAUUGCCAUCAUCACCGCCCAGAACCUCAGCUGUGAGAGGGAAGGGCAGGUGGAGGAGUGAGAUCAUCUUGAGAGGCUGAGGGUUGGGGAGGGGGACGGGGUAAACAGGAGAGAAUGGAAUACAAACAUGGGAGAACAAGUGACUGGAAAAGAACUGGUGUGGGAGAGGAUCAGCCUUUGGAGUCAAGGGUAACUUGGGGAUUUGGUGGAGAGGGACUGCCUAGAAGACCAAGAGGUGUGGAGUCCUGGCUGGGGCUUGGGGACGAGGCCUUAACUAAGGGGUAAGGUCUGAGGAGCAGAUGCGAGGGGCUGAAGCAGGCAGGCCAUGAGCCAUGGGAGGAUUUUCCCCUCUCCAUCAGAGAGAAGAGCAUUGGGGCUGGAAUGUUUGGGGCUUUCAGGCAAACAGAGCAAGCAGCCGCACUGGGGGAAGGGAAUCUGCCUUUUUUUCCUUGAGGGAAGUUUCCCUUCCUGGUGGUUGUGUCUCCCGCCCCCAACUUGGAGUGGUGAGGUGACACUGACAUCAAACAAGGAUCACUCUGAAUGUAUCUGUGCAGUUGGUGUAAUCUUUGCUUUGGAAAGAUAGUGGAAGUCCUACCCCUCGUAUUGGAGAAUACCUUGGGAUCCACCCCUCCAUCUUAUUUCUGAAAUAUUCUAGAAGGGAGAGGAUUUUCUAACGUUCAGAUGCCUUGACCCUGAAUACCCCAGGGCCCGCCCCAUGGCUAAUCUGCUUUUCCUGGAUUGUCGUGGUCCCGUGAUCUUUCUCCCGGACAGCGGCCAGCAGCCAGCCUCCUUCCGGAGCAGGCCUCUGAGCUGAGGUCUCUUCGAACGGCUCAGGCCGGAGAUCCAGGACCAGAGUUCCGUACAGCGCUCCAUUAGAGGCCAGGAGAUGGCCAACCGGCGCGGGAGGCCGCUCGACACACACCAGCUACUUCUGGAUAAGCACUAGGCCUCGCC